GGGAAGCGAGGCUCAGGGCGGAUGCCACCAGCGCGACCGGCCGGUGAGGGAGAGUCUCAGACUGGAGGGGCAGUUGGCACCAGUUCCAGCGCGACUGGCCGACCUCCUGGCACCCCCGCUCUUCUGCGUUUGAAAUUGAGCGGGCGAGAGGCUCCGGUCCUCUUUGAGACUGAUUGGGUGGAACCGACGAGGCGAUGGGGCGACGCCCCGCAGGGACGACGGAAUGCCGCACUGAUAGGGAUGAGUCUCCCCUACAAGAUAGUCAACGAGAGAGCCCAGGACCACGGUAUCCGCGCAAUGCCAUCCGAUGAAUGACACAACAGUCGGUCUCUUCGCAUGUCGUCGGCUGCAUCUGUGUGUAGGCAGGACGUUGGCGGAGAGACUCAGGGACAACGAACCCAUCGUGAUCAAUGGCAGCGCCAAGCUGUGGGACGAGCACACGAGCAUGGUCUUCAGCGAAGGCUUCCCUGUCGAGUUGCCCAAGGACGUCACAGUGAGCCGGGUGAAAGCCGAGCUCAAGCGAUGGGGGAUUGUGGCGGAGGAGACCGAUAUCCUAUCCACCCAAAUACUAAGGUGGGCGCUCAAGGAUUGAGUCGGAAAUGCAUCUGUACAUUUCAUGGCGGCUGUCUGAUCUCUCUCAGAGUCUUGUGUUUGAGGUUAUGGGAGAGUGUGCAGCGGUGGUGGCGGAGAGGGCGUGAGCCAACACUGCUAUAACAGUAAUGCACCACCGCCACCACAGCAAAUGGACGAGGGGGGUGUUGACAGUGAAGCAUAUGCCCUUGACUCCCUCCCUCUCCCUCUGCA
Molecule: messenger RNA, 804 nt
Organism: Vitrella brassicaformis
Lineage: Eukaryota; Vitrellaceae
Source: the annotation of a GenBank genome assembly